UUUGGAAUUCCUACAGAGAAACAUACUAAUGGCCACUUCCUGGGCACAAGAGGUCAUCACAUAUGACCUCUGUGUCAAGCCUACCGGCAAUUCUAACAAGAAAAUACAGCUGCAGGUGUUUCCAGAAUGUGAACUUCACCUAAACCAGAAAUGUGAAGUCCAUUGCCAGAAGUGUGAUGUUCCUGUAUGUCUGAAAUGUAUGCUUGGUUCCCAUAAUGGUCACAGUAUUCAGGAUAUCCCAGAGAAUUUCAAUGAUAAGAAAAAGGAAAUAGAAAAAGAAACUCAGGAAAUUGAAUCCACUUUAAUUCCAAUUAAGUUGAACAUUCUAAAAACUAACAGGGUAUCUGAAGUAACAAACUAUAAAUCCAGUCUACAAGAAUACAGAGACAUGCCUGUCCUACCUACACAUAUUCAUAUUAAAGUUCCUUCACUGAAAUCAAACAAAACACAACAGGGAGAACUCAGCACAGAAUUAGAGGAACAUCGGGUAACACUAACACACACAUCACUAUCCAGUCUGACUGCUGAUUCAUCCUCAUUAUCUGUCAGAGGAAUAAUGGACAAAGCCACAGUGGUGGCCACCAUUGCUACUGGUAAAGAAUCUGUAGAGAGAGUGGCCUGUGUGAAUAAAGAUGAAGCUUGGAUAGCUGGCAAAAGUGGCAAUGAUCCAUAUUUAUACUGCAUAAAUGAAGAUGUGUCUAUUACAGAGACUGUAAAUAUGUCUGAUAGUAGUGCUAGAGACAUUUCAGUGACAAAACAGGGUGAACUGAUAUAUAGUGAUUUGAGCAGAGGACGUAUUUAUGUUGUUAAAAAUAGAAGGUCAGAACUACUGAUCUCGCCAUCAAGAUGCUGGAUUCCUGGUGGGCUGUGCUGUACAAGGUCAGGGGACAUUCUGGUCUGUCUGGUGUUUGUAAAGUACAUGUACAUGGAUAGAUAUUUAUGGCAAAAUAAAAUUGUUUGCUAUGAAGGUCAAACUGUGAAACAAGAAAUUCAUAAAGAUGAACACGGAAACCAAAUCCUUAAAAAUGGAUUAAAUAUUCUGUUUGUAGAUGAAAACAUUAAUGGAGACAUUUGCGUCUCUGAUGUCAAUGCUGAUUUGGUGGUUGUGGUAGGCAAAACAGGAAAAGUUCUAUUCAGAUACAAUGGUGAAUCAGCAGGGAUGGCAAAUCCAUUUCAACCUCAACAAAUAGUGACAGACUGUGGUUUGGAAUUCCUACAGAGAAAAAUACAAAUGGCCACUUCCUGGGCACAAGAGGUCAUCACCUGUGACCUUUGUAUCAGACCUACCCAGCAAUUCUGUAACACCUGUCAAGUAAACCUUUGUGUGGACUGUAUCGGUAAACAUGUGGACCAGCUCAGUUACCAGUCACAUGACAUCGUUCCUUUCAAGAACAGGAAAAUACAGCUGGUGUUUCCAGAAUGUGAACUUCACCUAAACCUGAGAUGUGAAGUCCAUUGCCAGAAGUGUGAUGUUCCUGUAUGUCUGAAAUGCAUGCUUGGCACCCAUAAUGGUCACAUUAUUAAGGAUAUUCCAGAAAAUUUCAAUGAUAAGAAAAAGGAAAUAGAAAAAGAAACCCAGGAAAUUGAAUCCACUAUCAUUCCAAGGUAUCAGAAAGAAAAUCUAGAAACAGAAAGUAAAUUGUCUAAUUUAAAGGCUGAAUAUGAUGAGCUUGAGAAAGAGGCAGAAAAACAGAGAAAAUUCUGGCAGCAAGAGGUGGAUACCAUCUUCAACAAAUUUAGUGAGCUAAUCAAGUCCAAGAAAGAUAAUAACCUGGCUGCUCUUGAUUCUCAUCAGUCAAAACUUAAAAAUCUUCUUCCAAAAAUGAUUCAAACAGUUGAACAAAACAAAGAAAUUCUAAAAACUAACAGGAUAUCUAAAGUGGCUAACCACAAAUCCAGUCUAAAGAAAUUCAAAGACAUGCCUGUUCAACCUACACAUACUGAUAUUAAUGUUCCUUCACUAAAAACAAACAAAACACCAGAGAGAGAACUCAGCAUAGAAAUAGAAGGAUACCAGGCUACACUAACACACACAUCACUAUCCAGUCUGACUGCUGAUUCAUCCUCAUUAUCUGUCAGAGGAAUAAUGGACAAAGCCACAGUGGUGGCCACCAUUGCUACUGGUAAAGAAUCUGUAGAGAAAGUGGAAUGUGUGGGUAAAGAUGAAGCUUGGCUAGCUGACAAUAAAGAGUCUUUAUACUGCAUAAAUAAAGACGGGUCUGUAAAGGAAUCUGUCCAUAUAUUUGAUUCUUUGGGUUUGGGUUUUACUGCUAGAGACAUUUCAGUGACAAAUCAGGGAGAACUGAUAUAUAGUGAUCUUAACUUUAACAGUGGAUGUAUUUAUAUUGUUAAAAAUGGAAGGUCAGAGGUAUUUAUGUCCAUAUCAGGGAUUCCAGGUGGACUCUGCUGUACAAGAUCAGGUGACAUUCUGGUCUGUCUCAGUCUAAUGUCUGUAGUCAAAGAGUUUAAACUAGAAAUACAUUAUGAAAAUAAAAUUGUUCGCUAUCAAGGACAGACAGUCAAACAAGAAAUUAAAAAAGAUGAACAUGGAAAUCAAAUCCUCAAAAAUGGAUUUCAUACUCCUUUUGUGGAUGAAAACAUCAAUGGAGACAUUUGUGUCUCUGAUGUCAAUGCUAAUAUGGUGGUUGUGGUAGGCAAAUCAGGAAGAGUUCGAUUCAGAUACGAUGGUACAUCGGCAGGGAUGGAAAAUCCAUUUCAACCUCAACAAAUAGUAACAGACUCUGUGGGUCAGAUCAUAGUUGCAGAUAAUAACAAUGCCUGUCUGCACAUACUACAUCAAAAUGGACAGUUCUUGAGAUGUAUAGACAACUGUGGAUUAGAGAAACCUUACGGACUGAGUGUGGACAGUGAGGGGAGGUUAUGGGUAGGACUUUGUCAGUCAGGAAAAGUGAAAGUGAUCCAGUACAUGAAAUAA
Messenger RNA from Saccostrea cuccullata (small rock oyster), 2935 nucleotides. Its product is annotated as E3 ubiquitin-protein ligase TRIM71-like. The transcript has 4 exons. NCBI's taxonomy places the organism in Eukaryota, Metazoa, Mollusca, Bivalvia, Ostreida, Ostreidae. Gene Ontology annotation, molecular function: zinc ion binding. The annotation marks the transcript as partial. The record is from RefSeq and is a predicted model, not a curated record.